AUGAGCUUUGAGGAGAGCGUCACGUCCUUCUACGUGGCGUUCGCGGAGCAGCAGCUUGACCAGGUAUGUCAGGCUCUGAGCGACAUGCGUAUGCUGCGAAGCUGCGAAGCCAAAGCGCAGAGUCUGCAAGACACGGCGCUCUCCCACCUGCAACAAGCUUGCGCGGGCUCCAACGUGGAUGUGGACGCAGCACUGGCGGCCUUCGCUCGAUGUGUCUUUCUGGGCGCUGCACGCGAGGCAGUAUCCAAGUUUUCGAGCUGCUUGAGCGGCAUUUUCGCCACUCAAGCGCGUGCGAGUCUUGACCGCGUGCGAGGCAGCAAACAGGCUGCCAAAGCUAAUGAACAUGGCUACAUCGAUCGAGCCUUCUACGUAAAAUCUUUAAGCGAGCUGCUGACAGGAGCUACGGACAUUAUGAACGCCGUAGCAGACGUCACAGCGGACCCACAGGUGCUCAAGCAAGUACUGGAGCCGAUUCACGUCUCGUGCGCUGAGAUCGCGCUGCAAAUGGUGCAAAUGUACGCAGAUGACGCUCGUAUGGUCGCAUGGGAACGUAGAGCCAAUUCUCAGGCACAGAGAGACCCGAGACGCGUGCUGGAGGGGGAUGAAGUGGAGGCGGAUGAGAGUUUGCAAAUGAUCGACUUGUUUCUGGACGAACUGGCGUUUAUUAUCCGCGUAUUAGUGAGCUAUACUGCCUUCUUGGCUACAGUGUGUGAAGGGUUGGGACAGAAAGACGGCGGAUUUCAAGUCAAGGUGCAGGAACUUAGCGGUGUGUACGUCGUGCUGGAGAGAUUCUACGUGUUUCAGUCCGUCCAUAAAGCCACGGCGAUUGCUGAGCCUCAGGAGCUGGAACAGGGUGUCUAUGUGUCAAGUGUCGUCGAGGACGUGUCCUUUGUACUCAAUAAGGCGUUUUUUCGAGCCUCCCAAUGUAUGAAUUAUCAUACUGCUCUCUCCAUUGUGAUUGCAAUAGUGGAUGCACUAGAGUCCCAGUACCUGCAAGCCAUCUUGGUACUGCCGAGCCGACCGUGUGUGUCCUUCUCGGACAUGCUUCUUCAAGCUGUGGACGAAGACUUAGAACGAACUCUGCAAGAGGAAGCAAGACCCAUCAUGACCAUCAACUCGGCAUUCGCGAGCGGCGAGUUCGUACGUGCACUCCAAGACAAAAUCGACGAAUUUUCCAGCGCGAGUUUCCCGACGGACGCUCCGAUUCUCGAGUGUCUCCCGACGCCUAUUCACGACAUGACGGAGGCAUUUCACUCCAUUGUCUCCAACGAGAUACAGGAGAUGCUGUCACGAACUCUACACAAACGACUACCGCAGAUUCUGAAUCAUUCGAUGGAUGAACAACUGCAAUACGUGCUUACGUCAGCUCAGUACGACGCGCUCGGAUCGCAGGGCUCUCCUUUGGUGCGCCUGGUGGAACGAGAGAUCGUGACGAAUCGAGAGCUGCAGCGGUACGAGCAAGCGCUGUGCAGAGCUCCCUUUGAGGAUCUGGUUGAAGCAGCCACGCAAUACUUAACUUCUUGUGUGGAGAAGGCGCUUCUCACGUCCAAGAAGCGCUGUAAUGACUUAGGUGCACUGCAAUUGGAGCGGGAAGUCACGGAAAUGCUGACUCGCAUGUCUACGCUUGUGCCGCAAAGAAGUCUUCGUGGGGCUUUCACGCGGCUCUUUCAAGUCGUGUUUGUGCUAAACUUGAUGCAGCCAUCUCAUGUGCUGGACUACUUGGCGAGUUUGCGAGAAGAGUUUUCAGCGCAGGUUAUUGAAACACUCUUGCGCAUGCGCGUAGACUUCAAGAGCCAGGAUAUAUCCCGUGCGAUGGAUCAAAUCGUGAAGACGACCAAAAAGUCGACGAAUAUUUUGUAG
Molecule: messenger RNA, 1860 nt
Organism: Phytophthora infestans T30-4
Lineage: Eukaryota; Oomycota; Peronosporomycetes; Peronosporales; Peronosporaceae
Exons: 4
Coding region: 1-1860 (619 amino acids)
Source: RefSeq, a predicted model, not a curated record